Molecule: messenger RNA, 1383 nt
Organism: Lobosporangium transversale
Lineage: Eukaryota; Fungi; Mortierellomycota; Mortierellomycetes; Mortierellales; Mortierellaceae
Exons: 1
Coding region: 1-1383 (460 amino acids)
Source: RefSeq, a predicted model, not a curated record
AUGGAUGUGGAUGAACAGCAACAUAAGAUACAUGAACCUAAACAAGAGUCUGCUCUUUUAGAAUCCAUAGAUCGACGGCGUUCGAAUGACAGAGGAUAUUAUAUUGAACAGCCCUGUAGAUUUGCACUUGACAUUGAUAUGAAUAGUUUUGGUCGUGAUCCUGAGCCAGACCUGCGAACAGUGGAGGAACUCACUGUAAAUAGCCUAUUCCCUACCAAGAGUUUUGUUGCAGGAUUUGAGCCCGAUAUGGAGAAAACGGACGUUUCUGGUUCUGAGGAGGGUCAGGAUCAAGAAGCGACAAGGAGAUCUGUCAAUGGAUAUCCCUCUAACGCCCGUCUUGGACGAUUCUACUUGCCUGAAAGAGCCUUCCGAACACCCGAAUCCUUGAAUAUACAGCCAGACCCAAGCGGACCAUGGGUGUGCUGUCGCUUUGAGGAAUAUCGAGGUGUCUCUCUCUGGGUUUUGGAAAGUGUCUUGGAAAAGUACCAUGUGAUUGCACAAAGGCAUAAGAUGGCUUUGACACUCGUUGGGGCUCCAGUACACCACCGUGUCGCCACAUAUAAUCCAGACGAAUGGGAGAUUCGACUCGGGGAACAAUACGAUGUGAAGGUCAAUGAGGCUGUCCUCUAUCCUGAGAUGAUUCAUCAAGUCUGGAAGGAUAUGUACCAGCGCUAUCACCAGUAUCAUUACCAUCAACAGUCAUCUCAGCAACGACAACAACAACAACAACAGCAGCAGCAGUAUUACGGUCAUCAUCAGCAGCUCUCUACACCUCCUCAUUCCAACAUGUCUAGUCAAAUAACAACAUAUGAAGAGUAUCAGCGUGGUCUAUGGCAAAGUGAUUCUCAUCAUAAUGAGGGCCAUUCAUGUACCAAUAGCUUGCCAUCAUACCCAUAUCCAAACACAAACACAAACUCAAACGCAUCCUUGUUUCAGGGCGAGCAUUCUCAACAGCAACAGCAGCAUCACUACUAUCAAACCCAGCGCCAGCAGCAGCAUGAACAUUGCUAUCAUCAGCAGAGUAUGAUGCAUCAUCGUGAGGAUCUUUCCACUGCACCUUCAUCACCCAAUUCUACAUAUCCAGACCAUGACAGUGAUUUGCUGGAGGACAUCCACACAAACGACUCCGCUUCGUCGACCCCUCACCAUCAUCGGCAGCAGCCAUAUCAGGGCCAGCAGCAGCAGUAUCGUCCUUCUUCACCGUCGAGUGCAAAUCCUGUGCCAGGCACAGGCACAGGCACAGGCACAAAUAUGCAUCGUCGGAUAUCCAUUGCAGAGCUGUGUAAUCCAAUGCAAAGUCUUGCUACGGAGCGAGACCGCCAUGGAGACCAUGAUUAUGAUGAGCAUCCCAUCUCGUCCUCGGCAACCCGCCAUACCAUGUAG